AUGCUUAAAGGAUACUGGCUACCCGGCUACAAACUGGAAAAGUCCUGGGCCAUGGGUAUCCAUGUAUGUGUAAUGUACAAUGCUGUGGAGACAGCGCUGGUACUCCUUCAGAAAGGCGCAGCUGUCAAUCAGAUGCCCAAUGGGAAGACGCCUCUGCACGUGGCCUGCGAGGUGUCCAAUGGUGACUGUGUGCCCUUGCUUUUGGCUCACGGGGCAAAGGUCAACAGCCUGUCUCUGAGCGGGCACACGCCGCUGCACUACUGCAUUACCCGGGAGUCUGUAGAGUGUGCCAAGCAACUUAUCCUCAAAGGUGCAAAAGUCAACAAAGCAAGCCACAACAACGAAGAGGACACACCUCUACACACGGCAGCCAGAUUCGGUGUUCCAGAGCUGGUGGCUCUCUAUUUGGCUCAUGGAGCAUCUGUGAAUGCAGUGAACUCUCUGCAGGAGACUCCUCUGAUGACUGCAGCCUUCUGGGCUUUUGACACUAAGGAGCAAACCUACAGCCAAGACCAUCAUUUAGUCUGUCGCCUCCUGCUGGACUAUCAAGCUGAUCCCAACAUUCAGGAGGCAGACCACAAAACAGCUCUUCACAAAGCUGCCUGGAACUGCGAUCACGUCCUGAUAAAGAUGCUGCUGGAGGCUGGGGCAGAUUCUCGAGCCAUGGACAUCAACGGCUGUUCUCCCAUUCAGUAUCUCCUUAAAGUGACGGAAGUCAGGCCUAUGGCCAUACCAGACCUCUGCUUUCAGCUGCUGCUCAACUACAAUGCAGCACGGAUUUACCCACCACAGUUCCACAAGGUGUUCCAGAACUGCCAUGACUACCCCAGAGUUGUAGAAAUCUUGGUUAACUCCUAUAGCAGUUUAAAACCCACAAGGAAGUGGAGAGCUGCUCUUCCUGAUGACUGCUACAAGCGCCAUAAAGACUUCUACGACUCCCUGUUUGCUGUUUGCACCGACGCUCCUCGCAGUCUGCUUCACCUCUCCAGAUGUGCCAUCAGAGCUGCCCUGGGCAGUUUCUGUGACAGAGGAGUAGCACAGCUGCCUCUGCCAUUAUCCAUGAAGAAGUAUUUAUUACUAGAACCUGAGGGGAUACUGUACUGAUAGAGACUCUGGUGUUCUGAUGUGCAGAAUGAGGCCUAAUGACCCGAACAGAAACAUUUAUUAAGUGCCUCUCCGCUAACUGUGGAAAUGAAAAGUGGUGCAAGAUGUAACAUCAUCAUCAUUAACAUUUUAUUUAUUUAAAACACCUCAGA
This is a messenger RNA of Pundamilia nyererei, 1256 nucleotides long. It is a transcript of the gene asb4, whose product is annotated as ankyrin repeat and SOCS box containing 4. Gene Ontology annotation, molecular function: protein binding. Gene Ontology annotation, cellular component: cytoplasm. Lineage: Eukaryota; Metazoa; Chordata; Actinopteri; Cichliformes; Cichlidae. Bases 1 to 1104 code for a protein of 367 amino acids. The record is from RefSeq and is a predicted model, not a curated record. Gene Ontology annotation, biological process: intracellular signal transduction. The transcript is spliced from 6 exons.